Rosa chinensis is the source of this 2691-nucleotide messenger RNA. Its product is annotated as protein NRT1/ PTR FAMILY 7.1. The coding region runs from base 434 to 2470 and encodes 678 amino acids. The transcript is spliced from 5 exons. Gene Ontology annotation, molecular function: transmembrane transporter activity. Gene Ontology annotation, biological process: transmembrane transport. The record is from RefSeq and is a predicted model, not a curated record. Lineage: Eukaryota; Viridiplantae; Streptophyta; Magnoliopsida; Rosales; Rosaceae. Gene Ontology annotation, cellular component: membrane.
AGUUGUACGGACUCUUAUUAUAUAAUUGGUUGUUACAGACCCGCAUGCAUCACCAACUCUAUGAUUGAAAAUCUCUCUCUGCUGUGUUUCUGUUAGGGUUUCCUGCUAUAGACGAUCGAAUCAAUUUAUAUGAGCAGCUAGUGUUAGUUUUCUUUGUAGUAUGAGCAUGAUAGGGCAAGCAGGGAACUGUUCAAGGAGUUUUGUUUGAGUUCCUUGGUUUGGAUUGAAGUACAAGACAGUGCUUUGGUGAAAUUUGGUUCACUGUUCUACCAUAAAUGACAAAAGGGUUUACUGUGUUUUCUAGUUUUCCGGCGACUCAUGUGAUUUGGCUGUCUACCUUUCCACCUCAAAUUACCGACACGCGAUCUUCACCAUCACCGGAGUCCAGUGCAAUUUCACAGUUUGCUUUCUCAGUGAUCAAGUUCCGUAAAAGAUGAUGACAGGAAACAACAACAAAGGUGUUGCAGAAUCAUCAGAAGUUCUGAAUAGAAGCUCUAAUGACAUUGAACAGAAGAGAAACUCGCACGAAAACAAACAGCAGAGUAAUUUUCAUGAAAUUCAAUUGAAGAAACACUCUCAUGAUAGUACUGAAGAGAAAAGGGACUCACAUGAUACUGAAGAGAAUAGGAACUCUCACGGUACUGAAGAGAAAACCAACUCCAACUCUCAUGAUAUUGAAGAAAAGACCAACUCUCAUGAAAAUGAAGGGAAGAUCGACUCCCAUGAAGGUGAUGAACCACCUGAGAAAGGGAUAAUCACUACUAGAAGUCCCAAUGCACCAAGCCCUAUUAGAAAGAGAAGAGGAGGAUGGAAACUUGCAAUUCUCUUGCUAGCAAAUCAAGGCCUAGCAACACUAGCUUUCUUUGGUGUUGGUGUGAACUUGGUUUUGUUUCUAGUCAGAGUUCUUGAACAAUCAAAUGCCGUAGCGGCCAACAAUGUUAGCAAGUGGACUGGAACAGUUUAUCUGUUCUCUCUGGUUGGAGCUUUCCUCAGCGAUUCCUAUUGGGGCCGUUACUUAACCUGUGCCGUCUUUCAGGUCUUCUUUGUAAUGGGCUUGGGGUUAAUGUCACUUACAUCUUGGCUUUUUCUGAUCCAUCCAUCUGGUUGUGGCGAUGGAGAAAAACUUUGCAAUCCCCCAUCCAAAGCUGGUGUUAUUCUUUUUUACCUAUCAAUAUAUUUAGUGGCAUUUGGAUAUGGUGGUCACCAACCUACUAUAGCAACAUUUGGAGCGGACCAAUUUGAUGAGGCAGAUCCUGAACAGCAAAGUUCCAGAGCAGUUUUCUUCUCUUAUUUCUACUUUGCACUCAACGUGGGGUGUCUCUUCUCAAACACCAUCUUAGUUUAUUAUGAGGAUCAUGGAUAUUGGAAUAUAGGGUUUCUGGUCUCAUUAGGGUCAGCAGUCAUAGCCCUAUUGUCCUAUUUGAUGGGAUCAAGUCGGUAUCGGUAUAUAAAACCAUGUGGCAACCCUUUACCUCGUGUUGCUCAGGUGUUUGUGGCUGCUGCUAGAAAAUGGCAUGUUGUUCCAGCUGAUCCAGAUAAUCUGUAUGAGAUGGAAGGAAAAGAAUCUGCAAUCAAAGGGAGUAGAAAGAUUCUUCACAGUAAUGAAAUAGAGUUUUUGGACAAGGCAGCAACGAUAACGGACAGGGAUCAAAAUGAGAAAAACCCUUGGAGGCUUUGUACUGUAACCCAAGUCGAAGAAGCCAAAUGCGUCCUGAAACUUCUACCUAUUUGGCUUUGCACUAUUAUUUACUCAGUGAUCUUCACACAAAUGGCUUCUCUAUUCGUAGAGCAAGGUGAUGUGAUGCAUGCCCAAAUCGGAAAUUUUCAUAUCCCAGCUGCUAGCAUGUCAGCUUUUGACAUAUGCAGCGUCCUAAUCUCCACCGGAAUUUACCGCCAAGUCCUUGUGCCUUUAGCUGGAAGAUUAAGUGGAAACCCUAAAGGGUUAUCAGAGCUUCAGAGAAUGGGAAUUGGACUAAUUAUUGGAAUGUUAGCAAUGGUUGCAGCUGGUGCCACGGAGAUUGCAAGGCUCCAAUAUGUGGAGCAGGGUAAGAAAGUAAGCUCUUUGAGCAUAUUUUGGCAAAUUCCACAAUAUGUUUUUGUUGGUGUUUCAGAAGUUUUCAUGUAUGUUGGUCAACUUGAGUUCUUUAAUGGAGAAGCCCCAGAUGGGAUAAAAAGCUUUGGAAGUUCUUUGUGCAUGGCUUCAAUCUCUCUUGGGAAUUAUGUGAGCAGUAUGCUAGUUGCUAUGGUGAUGGGGAUUACAGCAAGAGGUUCAGACCCAGGUUGGAUACCAAAUAAUUUGAAUGAAGGUCAUAUGGACAGGUUCUACUUCUUGAUUGCAGGACUAACAGUUCUCGACUUUGCUUUUUAUUUAUAUCUUGCUAAGAGGUACAAGUACAUUAACCUUGAAGGCCCUGAGAAUGAAGAGGUUAGUCAAGAAAGUCAGGAUGAUGAGGUGCUCAGAAGUGUUUAGACCUUAGUUAUGGUGCUUGAUUUGGUAAUAAUGGUGCUUAAUUUUGCAUGCAGUCAGUCUUUUUGUUUAGGGUUUACAAUAAUCAUAUUUUAGCCAUGUUUUGGCUUAGGCUUUUAUUGGUUUUUGACUCUCCUUCUUGACAUUUUGGGAAUAUAUAUAUAUAUAUAUAUAUAUAUAUAUAUAUAUAUAUAUAUAGUUCUUUAGUCGUUCUCUAGUUGUGU